Molecule: messenger RNA, 1815 nt
Organism: Spodoptera litura
Lineage: Eukaryota; Metazoa; Arthropoda; Insecta; Lepidoptera; Noctuidae
Product: carboxylic ester hydrolase-like
Source: RefSeq, a predicted model, not a curated record
GAUUAGUAGCAACUCAGUCACCACUAGUCACCAUACGCAGCCAUGCAGUGGCAGACGUGUGUGUUACUGUUGUGUGUGACGGCCAUAUUGGCGGACGACGAAUGGCGGGAAGUGAAAACUGCGCAAGGCCCUGUGCGCGGGCGCAAGCACCCUACGGAGGAUAUAUACACAUUUUUCAAUAUACCUUACGCAACAGCACCUGUCGGCGUCGAUAGGUUCAAGGCACCCCUUCCCCCGCCAGUGUGGUUGCAGCCAUACGAUGCCGUCGAGAAACCAGUGGUUUGUCCUCAACCAGUAUUCCCAUUUCCUGAUCUUCAACUGAAUAAAUUAGUGAAACAAGAAAACUGUCUGAUUGCUAAUGUAUUUGUACCAAACACAAAUAAGAAGAACCUUUCCGUGGUAGUGUAUGUUCACGGAGGAGCUUUCAUUAUGGGAUGGGGAGACAUGUUUAGAGCAACACAGUUGAUGAACAAAAAAGAUAUUAUUGUUGUAACGUUUAACUAUCGACUGGGUGUUCACGGCUUCCUUUGUCUUGGUACUGAAGACGCACCAGGCAAUGCUGGAAUGAAGGAUCAAGUAGCAUUGUUGCGUUGGGUGCAGAAAAAUAUUGGGAGCUUUAAUGGAAACCCAGAUGACGUCACGAUCAUAGGUUAUAGUGCAGGAUCCGCAUCGGUGGACCUGCUAAUGCUAUCUAAAUCAGCUGAAGGAUUGUUCCACAGAGUUGUACCAGAAAGUGGUGGUAACCUUGCUGCAUUUGCAAUUCAAAGAGAUCCUGUAGAGAUUGCCAAAACAUUCGCUAGACAACUUAACUUUACUAACGUAGAUGAUAUUUAUGCUCUUGGCGAGUUCUACAAGACGACUCCUUUAGAAAUAUUGACAUCAGAUCCAUUUUUUGAUAGGACUGAUUCUACUUUCUUGUUCUCUCCGUGUGUGGAGCGCAAUAUGGGACAAGAGACGUUCCUGACAGAAUCUCCACUAACUAUUUUAAAGAACGGCAAGUACAAGAAGUUACCAGUAUUGUAUGGUUUCGCUGAGAUGGAAGGACUGCUACGUGUGGACUACUUUUCAAUUUGGAAGCAGAAGAUGAAUGAUAAAUUUUCUGAUUUCCUGCCCGCUGAUUUAAAAUUCAAAUCUGAAGAAGAAAGAGAAGAAGUAGCUCAUAAAGUUAAGAGAUUUUAUUUUGGAGAUGAACCCGUCAGUGAAGACAGUAUUUUACAAUACGUAAAUUUCUUUUCGGACGUUCUUUUUAUGCACCCAAUGCUCUGGGCAACAAAAUUGCACGUAGAAGCAGGCAACAAUCAAAUUUAUUUGUAUGAAUACUCAUUUGUUGACGAAGAUGUUCCUGAGGUACCACACACUAACAUAAGAGGUGCUACCCACUGUGCUCAGUCACUCGCCGUACUGGAUGGUAAAAAUUUGACCCAUAAAAGUCAUACAGAUGAGUCAUUAGCAACUCCCAAAUAUCAGAAAAUGAAGAAGACAAUGCGAGACAUUUGGUACAACUUUAUUAAAACUGGAAAACCUGUUCCUGAAGUCUCAUCGCUGCCUGCAUGGCCACUUGCUGGUGCCGACAGAUCACCACACAUGUCGUUGGGUCAGAAGAUAGAACUGCGUGGUGUACUGCUAGAAGAACGUACACUCUUCUGGGAUGACAUAUACCAGAGAUACUACCGGGAGCCUAUACCACCACCAACACCGCCACCGAAAUCACGCGCAGAAUUAUAAUACUUGUGAAUAAAAUAAAAAUAAAAUUCCAGGUAGCAAGUUAAUAAGAAAAUAAAGGUUAACUAAGUACAAACAUAAUGGUUUCCUUUU